Dicentrarchus labrax (European seabass) is the source of this 1227-nucleotide messenger RNA. RefSeq names its product gonadotropin subunit beta-1. Gene Ontology annotation, biological process: G protein-coupled receptor signaling pathway; ovulation. Gene Ontology annotation, cellular component: cytoplasm; extracellular region. Gene Ontology annotation, molecular function: hormone activity. The record is from RefSeq and is a predicted model, not a curated record. The transcript is spliced from 3 exons. NCBI's taxonomy places the organism in Eukaryota, Metazoa, Chordata, Actinopteri, Moronidae. Bases 723 to 1148 code for a protein of 141 amino acids.
CUCUCUGGAGCUGCGAGAAAAAGACAAGAGAAGAGAAAACAGCAGUUGGUUUAGGCGAAAAAAUGAUCUAUUCAUAUUGAUGUCCGUUGUUUUGGCGACUGCAUAGUCCAGAAUAAUACGCAUCUUUUGCAAUUUAGGGAUGGUAAAACUUGAUUGGCAUGCCGUUAUUAUGAUAAUUACUGUUAUUAUUAUUGCUGGGUGAACAUGAUGGUUGGCUUUCGUAAAUGAAUGCAUGGAAGACAUUUAUGUUUAGAGACAGACAUUACGCACGAAAUCUCCCCCAUUAAAAUAUCCCUAACCCUUCAUUCUGACAUCCAUACUUACAUGUGAAAAGGGGGCAAACGAAAUCGCCUAAGCCCCCUUACAAACAAAUCUGCUGGAGGAGGAGGAGGAGGAGGAGAAGGAAGAGGAGGAGGGAGGCUACGUGAGGAUGCAGUUCUUCUCUUUUGCCCAAAUUCCCUCUUGAUUUUGGGGGGUAAAAUCACAGAUCCCUCGUCGUAUCCAACCAGCGACCAUAUCAUCCACUAAAUACAUCCGUGCUCUGACGCACUCUGAGGAGGACACUUUUUGGCUGCGUCUCGACGUCUUGUCUCAAUUCAACAGGAUCUAUUGCCACUUCAGCCCCCGUUUCUGCUGCAUCGCCCCUCAUACACUGGCAGCAAUAAUCAUUGAAGAAAAAAGAAAAAAAAAGAAGCAGGUGUGCAAGCAGCGAGUUGGCAUCAAUGACAGCUGCACACGAUCACGGCGAAAAGACGCGAGGGUGUCUGUGCUGCACCCAGCAGAGGAUGCAGCUAGUUGUCAUGGUAGCAGUGCUGGCACUGGCGCGGGCGGGGCAGGGCUGCAGCUUCGGCUGUCAUCCCACCAACAUCAGCAUCCAAGUGGAGAGUUGUGGCCUCACCGAGGUCAUCUACACCACCAUAUGUGAAGGACAGUGCUACCACGAGGAUCUGGUCUACCUCAGCCACUAUGAGAGGCCUGAACAGAGAAUCUGUAACGGAGACUGGUCCUAUGAGGUGAAACACAUUAAAGGUUGUCCAGUGGGUGUCACCUACCCUGUGGCCAGAAACUGCGAGUGUACCACUUGUAACACAGAAAACACAGACUGCGGGCGCUUUCCUGGAGACAUACCCAGUUGUCUGUCCUUUUAAAGAAACCUGUCAUCUAUCCUACAUUAGUUAUUAUGUUGUGUCACUUGACUUGGUACUAAAAUAAACAGGUAUCACUUAA